Mercenaria mercenaria is the source of this 1717-nucleotide messenger RNA. Its product is annotated as tyrosine-protein kinase Blk-like. Gene Ontology annotation, molecular function: protein binding; protein tyrosine kinase activity. The annotation marks the transcript as partial. The transcript is spliced from 11 exons. The record is from RefSeq and is a predicted model, not a curated record. Gene Ontology annotation, biological process: protein phosphorylation. NCBI's taxonomy places the organism in Eukaryota, Metazoa, Mollusca, Bivalvia, Venerida, Veneridae.
GCAUUUUUGUAGGUGAGUGGCUAAUGCAUCAUGCGUGUACUUUCUAGAGUUGAUCAUCUCGAUUUGUGCUACUUCAACUUCGGACGGAUAAUUACCAUUCGCAACUUCUUUUAGCAUUUAGUAAAGGAGCUACAUAAUGGAGGGAUCAGAUACGGAUAGAAAGAAGAAAUGGAAACUGAAGAAGAUAAAUAAAUGUUGGUUCUUAGAUGUUGGCGGUAAACUGACACGGAUGAAUAUCCUGAACAAUGCUACUGAUGUUCACAUAGAGGACAACAUUAUUUUUGCAGAUGAUCUUGUAUUUCAACUGAUUGAAGAAAGUGACAAAGAAAUUAGGGUUAUAGAGAUUAAAGACAUAUGCCAAAAAGAUACGACUUCUGAAUAUGAGAAAAAAGAAAGAGAUCUCAAAACAGAAAAGGAGUCUGAUGAAAGAAGAAAUGCAGAAAAAAAGGAAUCUGAAGAGUCUUUGAGAAAAGAGAGUGAUCGAGAUGAGCAUAUGGCACAAGAUGUUCCUCUUACACGUCAAAAUAGAAGUUCAAGAGUGGAACUUCCACUCGUAGAAGAUCCGGAUGAUGAUGAGGAGACAUGGUCAGAUUCGGACCAAGAGAUAAAUCAUGAGCAUGGAAGUGAAGAUUAUGUAUCAAAGAAAGGAAAGCUUAGGGGUCUCUUUAAACGAAUUAAGCGAACUUUAAAGAAGAAGUCAACUUCAAAGCAGAAAGAAGAACCUUUGUAUGAAGACAUUUCAAACACUAGUAAAGAUUUAACGCCAGGGAACGGUGGCAGUGGAGACGAUGAAGGCGAUUACACUUUAUUCACACCUAUAAAAUGGCACAGUGUCAGUUCUGAUGCCGUCCUGGGAGCGAGGAUAGUAACAGCAAUAUUUGAUUUCAAUCAAUUUUCUGAGGGCGAACUUAGCUUUCGAAAAGAAGACACACUGAAACUUUGUGGAGAAACUUUAAGCGACAAUUCUGACUGGUGUUAUGCUGAACGCUUGAUUACCGGUAAGAAAGGCUAUAUUCCAUUAGCCUAUGUCACUGAAGAUAUUCGUGCAUUGGAGGCACAAGUCUGGUGGCAUGACAUUAGCAGGGAAGAUGCGGAGGUAUUGCUAAGAAAGUCCAGUGGAUCUCUUGGAACAUACCUUGUAAGACCGUCUGAGAGAGAAGAUAUGCUGGUACUCUCGAUGUUGGCUCCAGGCAAGGAAUUAUCCAAUAGAGCACGUGUUGCACACAUUCAAAUCAAGUCAAACUAUGGACGGCUAUCUAUAGGUUCAAGAAGAUAUUUCACUGACAUAUUCGGCCUUAUUCAUUUCCAUAAGUGCAAAGCUGAUGCCCUUCCAUGCCAACUAAAGAAACCAGCUCUGAGGCAAAAUCCUGUUGUUUAUCCCAGGAAUUUAGAAAUUGUAAGGGAGUCUGUUUCUUUUAUCAUGUCAGUCCAAGUUGGUAAAUAUGGAGAACUGUUUACAGGUAAGUUGAACAACACAAUCGAUGUAACUAUCGUGACAAAGUGCAAACUGGCGGUGGAUCAUUUCUUAGCAGAAGCGAAGACUAUGUAUACAUUCCGGAAAUCCAGACACUUUGUAAGAAUGUUAGCUGUGAUAAUAAAACCUGAACCAUUUAUGAUCAUACUCGGAGAGACGGUUCACAACACGUUACAAACAUACCUGCAGAGAGAUGGAGGAAGCACUAUAACCUUCAAGUCUUUGACUAAAAUGGCUGCCAAG